Molecule: messenger RNA, 5643 nt
Organism: Cydia fagiglandana
Lineage: Eukaryota; Metazoa; Arthropoda; Insecta; Lepidoptera; Tortricidae
Exons: 5
Coding region: 421-1665 (414 amino acids)
Source: RefSeq, a predicted model, not a curated record
CUAGUGACCACGACGUCGCGCCGUCAGUCGGCGAAAAGUUACCGCCACGGGAGCACCAUCGACGCGACGUAAACAGCCAGUGCUCCACUGGCCGAAAACAAAAAAAAAACAAUGAAAAAAAUCGAAUGACGGAAUCGGAGUUCUAAAUUCGAAUACGCACGAUAUGUGUUCAGACGGUUUUGAUUUUUUGGCGAAAAUGACGUGUGAUUGUGAGAAUGCGAAAACUUUUACGUGAAAUGUGUUAGUGUUAUUGAAUUUAAGUGCUCAAAUAUUUGGUUAUGGUAAGAUUUCUUAACAGGAUUGCAAUAUCUGGGUUUAAAUGUGGAAUUUAAAACCAUAAACCCAGACUAAACACACGACAGAGCGGGGUUAAUUAGUUUCUAAUUUUUGCGAGAGAGACCGCAGUGGCACCAGUCCAAGAUGAAUCUGAUGUUUCGGAAGAACUUCAGCACGGAGAAGACUACGGGCGGCGGGGGCGGCGGGGGAGGGGGCAAGGCGAGGGGGGCGCUCGGGGCCGGCCGGAACGCCAAGCGCCGGGACCGCGAGCGCUACUCCUCUAUGGAGGAACACACACACUACAGGACGCAUCUUUUUUUCUCGGCGCCGAGGGCCAGUACUCAGUACAACGAGGGCUCAGAACGAUGCGGGCCAGUGCUCGGCGGAGGCUCCGGGCCGGAGCCGGAGCCCCCGCAGCCCCUCGUCACGCGGGAGCCAGGGGUGUCGCUGCUCCGCUGGGACAGGCCGACGGACACCCGGGCGUCCGAGCGGGUCAGCAGGAGGGAGACGAGGACAGAGCCCGUCUCGCUCGCCACGCUCGAGCGCGAUUGCUUUGUCAUACCGGCGCACGCGCUGGAUAGGUUCCUGCCUGAUGGCGUCCCUCUUCCAGUCCCCCCUCCAACACCAGACAAAGGCCAAACAACGAAGACUGCCCAGAACUCACUCAGCAUCCUCGAGAUAGCCGACCCCAAGCUCUGCAUACUCGCCCACCUGAUGAGCCCUCUCGAGCCUAUCGAGCCAAUACUCGAAUCACCAAUGUCCAAGCCCUUAAUCAAACAGAAAGCUGCCGCAGGGGAGCUUUUAACAGAAGUAGCUCAGGCCAAUACAGCUGUAGGAGGGAUGCUACUCGCAAAUAUGGAAAGGAACGCAGAAUUCCCAUUCAUAUCAUAUUAUGUGAUAAAUACCACGCAAACUGAUCCUUUGCUUUUCUACAAUAACAUGAGGUGUGCUUCGCUGAACAAGUUUGAUCCGAAGGCGAUACGGUACUCGGCGGCGCAUACGCUGGACUUGUAUAGUGAGGUGGCGAUGAUCUGCCGGCCGCCGUUCACGGACUUGGCCGGGGGACCGAAGAAAUCGCACACGCCGACUACUGGGUUCAUUAUUAGUGUUUAUAAGGUAUUCGAAGGCGACGACGGCGAGCGCUUCGAGCGCAACUGGUUAUACUGGACCGGCGCACGCAUGCUCUACCGCCAUCUCCCUCACUCCGUCGGGAUGAGGAAGAUAGCGCUACACAAGUCCGUCGCCAGCCACGGCGACAAGAUGUACCUGCUGGUGUGCGAGUGUGCCAACUUGUUGGACGAUUUGUCGGGCGCGGCGAUGCUGAUCACGGCGCUGCGCGCGCGCCUGUGUGGGUACACCGGCUUGUAUAGGCCCAUACAGACGUUCUAGCAGAGGGAUGGGGCUGUGAGCCCUGAUUAGUGUUUACUAGAGUAAAAAUCUAGACUGGAAUCUAAUUUGACUAAUUUGAUUAGUUCUGAAAUGGCACAACUCGAUAUAACAUCGAAUCACAAUAGUCAGAUGACUGAUCUAUAACAUCGUACAGAAGUCUUAAAUUACUUAGGGCCACUUGCACUAUCCCACUAACUCGGGGUUAACCAUUUAAACCUGGAGUUCCCAUGGUUACCAGUACAAUUUGACACGGGGUUAACAGUAUAACCGCUUAACCUCGGGUUAGUGGGAUGGUGCAAGUGGCCCUUAAAGGACAAAGAGUUAAAGAUUUGUGGCGCAGUUCCUUCCACAGCCGACCCUUCGUGGAAGGAGAUUCCUGCAAAACCGCACAGUACGUGAUCAUUUCAGUUACAGCAAUUCUUGGUAGAGUUAGACCAAGAAAACUCUUCAGCGAUAUUGAUAGCCCACGCAGUGCAAGUGUUAUUUUAAAUGCCAAAUUUCUAUGAAAUUAUGACCAAUAAAUAACACUUUCACUGCGUGUUAUUUAGCGGCGAUUGCGCUUCUUAGUCUAACUCUACUAUCAAUUGUAGUAUUCAGAGUUGUGUCGUUUAAAACAUUCGGUUUCUUGAGCUUGCAUUAAUUUGUAAAGGCGUAGAAGAUUGCUCUUCCUAAGAUGCUCCUGAUUGGACCAAAGUAUUAUUAACAGCUGUGACGUGUUCAAUAUUCAAUAGGGUGCAGCAUGAACUUAGACAACCACGGAGAGAAUCCCUUCUCUCAGAAAAUAGGUGAUUUUAAGAACAGUUUUUGAAAUACAGGAGUAUUAAUUGAGAAACCUUCUAGAAAGGCGCUUAGCGACAUCUACUGUAUCAUAAUGGAAUUACAGUGAAUGUUUUCUAACAUCACAUAUUUGAUAAUUAUGAAUUGAUCCUUAUAGCCUCCUAAGACCUAGGCAUACAAAUGAAAAAUCCAAAAUUUGCCACUGUAAUUUGAACCUAAAGUGUAGGAAAUAGAGUUGAUUUUGCGUUGUUUCAAAAUUUUACGAAACAAAGCAAAAGCGAGUUCGUUCCAAUUGACUAUGAUUUAAAUUUCAUCAAACUGUGAAAGUACUAUAGGUAGGACCUUAUUGGGUCUUAGGAGGAUGGUAUAGGUAUGAAUGAAGCUAAGGCCUACCUUUUAACUGAUAUGAAUAUGAAUCUGAAGUACGCUGCACCCUAUUCGUACAAUAUAACAUUCUGUUUAAAUUUUAAAAGUGUUCAAUAAGUCGACUUGUCAAUAUCUUGUGUCAGGCGUUAAAUAUAAAUUCUUAAACCUACUUAUACAUGCACAAAUACUGUUAGAAAACCGGCCUUAGGUUCCUAGAGGGGUUUGAGGGUGAAAUGUAUAAAGAGGCUGCUUUUCGACCAGAAUUAUAAGGUAUAUUUUCAUACAAAGUGACCAAGCUAAGCCACGAAUGUGAGACUUGGACAUACCUACGGAAAUGUAAUAGAGCUAAGCUUUGGUAGAAAAGCAGCCUGAGAAUCAUUCACUAGCUAUGCGAAAUACCAUCAUUUUUUUUAUCCUAAGAAUGCAAUUAGAAUUAUGAAAAUUUGAGAUUCUAUAAAAUAAUUCUUUUCAGAAUAUUUGUAAACCAUGAGGCCCUUAAGACAAAUUCUUGCGUUGGGACUUUAUGCUGUCCUGACUUCUUUUUAUAGACAACACAUUUUAAGAUGAGCUCUGUGCGAAGUGAUAAUGCGUUCUAUACCCGCCAGGGCGGCGCCACGGUCGUUCACAGAGCACAUACACACAGUAGGGUAGGCGGGUUAAUACGAAGCUUAGCUAGUGGACGGGGGAUGGUAUGGAUCGUAAACAAAUCAGUAAGGAUUCAGUAAGAAACCCUGAAUCGAAACUCGUCUUCCAAAGAUCCGAAAGCGCAAGUUAAUUAUGAUAUUCCUCACUCUUGUAGUUCCUUACAUAUCCUCAAACAUAUCAAAUAAGUACGACAUAGAUUCGUAGAAGCUCUUUAAAGGCCAAUACACACCAAAUGGUUAUGCAGAGUUGCAGACCAGGCGCGUGUCUACCCUGUGAGCUGGAGUCGUGCUGCGUUUGGUGUGGUUCGCCCUUAAAAUUCCCACAUAAGCGGAAACACAACUGGUUUUUGUUAAUUCUUGUAUACUAUUACUCAUACAAAAAAUUAACGUAUACGAUAUAUGCGACACGUGAUUAAUCUUGUUCUAGUGAGUAAUGUUUGCAAAUUUCCAAUGGGACCUUCUAGAAAACUUACUUUUUCUCUUUAAACUAAAUUAUUUGUUAAAUAAAAUGUAAUUUGGUUACCUAAAAUUUAUCGGUUGUGUUUUCGGUACUAAAUAGUUAAAUACUGUAUUAGUUUGUAGGCCAUCCUAGCUUAGCUUUUAUCGAGGCCGGUUACACAAGCUAUUUUCGACUUUAUAGACUUUUAUUAAGGUGAUAUUUAUGGUCAGCUCAUAAAUUGUGUAUGCUUUUUUCUUGCACAAUAUUUUACAGCUUAUGUAUAUAUAAACAAAAAAUAAAUAUUAGUACCUACUUUAAAAACUUUAUCAUACUCAGGUCUUUUAAUAAACAUAAUUUCUGAGCUGAUUAUAAAAUGUAAAACUGAGUGCAUUUCUAUUAGGCACCCAGUCGCUUAUUAAAAUAGUAGUUAUUUGUACUAGAUAAGCUGCUAAACUGUAUGAGACAAUACAACAAAACAAAGAAAGACCCGGAAUAAUUAAUUUUCUUCUGUCUCUUAUACCUAAAUUUGACUGGAAGAUUCGCGUCUGCGGUCUUAAACUAAUAAACUCGCAUAACUACAUAAUAUGCUUAAUUUUUUUUUCAAAAUGAAGUAUUUUGCCGCUGUUAGGGCUCAUUUAGACGGUGCGAGAACUCGCAUGCGAGUUUCAUUACAUUGCGGUUUUUGAUCGGUCGGUUGAAUUGGACGUAACGAGCUGCCCGCAAUGUAACUAAAAUCGCAUGCGAGUGCAUCAGCCCUUAAGGUCUACUUCAUGUCAAAUCUUUUCUUUGCCAACAGUACGAGAAAUAUUUUAGAAAAGGCGCUCCUCGAAUAGUUCAUAAUAUAUAUUUCAAAAUAACAUAUUAAUUAAGGACAUUGGUAAUUUGGGAUACGAAAAAUAUUUGCAUUUACAAUGUAUACUUCGGCGUUGGUGUCUAAAUGGCGACUCAAUAGAUUUUAAAAGUAACUAAUACCUUAUUUGUAAACAUUAUCUAUAUCAUUCACAUAAUACUAAUACACAAAUGCAAAUAUUUUCCUCCCAAUUUAUCCAUAUUUUUCAAAUGAUUAUAAUAGAUUUAUGAUUAUGGAUAAUUCACUAUAAUGUGCAAAGCUGGAACUUUAUGGAAUCAAACAAGUUAUUAUAAAUAUGUAAAAUAUUUUAGCUCUUGAAUUAUUAAAAUAAAUAGAUACGCUUCAAUGCUGUAAUGCACAAAUAAUACAUGAAUUAAGUGUUGAGAUAGAUUAGGUAUUCAAUCUAUUUUGUUAUUUAUAGAUAAAUUGUUAUAUUUUGUCUUGUCAAUUAACAAUAAGAAGCAAACAUACUUUGGUUCAGCCUGCUUUCCAUUUUAACAGAAACAAAAUCAAUAAUUAAUAGAGUUAUUUACUUCUGGCGACUGACCAAAAAUACCUAAUAAGUAUUGUGAUUCAAUAAUAAUUAAAAUAUGUACGUAACAUUCAAGUGUUCAUUUAACAUCUAACCGAAAAAGGCAGUUAUGUAUGUAAAAAAGUAACUCAAAAUAUCAACGAAAGUUUUUUGACAGAAAGAUAAAUACUGGUUAUUUUUAAGGCACGGUUAUUUUUGCUAUGGUGCUAAAUCUAGUUGAUAUGUAGGAAAGCAAUAAUGGCUUGCAUUUGUUAAUUAUCUAGGAUAAUCAUUGCUUUAUGUAUUUAUCAGGGGACUACCACUUAACUCAGUCAGUUCCUUGGGUAAGUUCAGUAGUGUAGCAGUGAAUAUUCACAUUACAGUUUAUAAU